Messenger RNA from Cololabis saira (Pacific saury), 4805 nucleotides. It is a transcript of the gene dhx29, whose product is annotated as DEAH (Asp-Glu-Ala-His) box polypeptide 29. Bases 107 to 4258 code for a protein of 1383 amino acids. Gene Ontology annotation, biological process: translational initiation. The transcript has 28 exons. The record is from RefSeq and is a predicted model, not a curated record. Gene Ontology annotation, molecular function: ATP binding; RNA binding; RNA helicase activity. Lineage: Eukaryota; Metazoa; Chordata; Actinopteri; Beloniformes; Belonidae. Gene Ontology annotation, cellular component: intracellular anatomical structure.
CUCUCUUCGCCACCGUCGUGUUUCUCCUGCCGACACCUCCGCACUGAUGCCUUGCAACGACAUUUCCACAUAGUUUUUACACAAAAUAAGCAGGCGGCUCAACAACAUGGGUGGAAAGAAGAAGAAACCAGGCAGCCAUGCGGGUGCAGCCGGCCUGGUCGGCCCGGCUUCAGCCUGCAGGAGCGGCGCCGGCGCGGCGGAGGAAGAGGCGAAGAAACAGCCGGCCAGCGAGCGACCCGCAAAACCAGCCAGGGAGAGCAAGUCUAAAGCUCCGAAGACUUACAGUCUUUCCAAUACGGCUCAGGCGGACAAAGGUGGGGUCUCAGAGAAGUCAAUCCUUAAAGUGUUUAUCCAAGCAGACCUGGAGAAGAAGAUCAUCAAGUUGAUCAACGACUUCAGACAGGAGAAUGGGGACAAAGGACCCAUAUCUGGCAGACUCACAAGCAAGAAACUACUGGACCUGUACACCGCUCUACAGAAGUUCAACUUCAAGAGAGAACACAUCGAAGAGGCGAUGAAGAGUAGUGUCCUGUACGGAGGCGACCUCCACUCUGCUCUCGACUGGCUCUGCCUCAACCUCAAAGAUGAGGAGUUACCAGAUGGUUUCAGCCAGCAGCUGCAGGAGGAGGUCCAGAAGAGCCGGCCCAAAUUCCAGCCUCCUCCCCAGCAGAAACCUGUAGCUCCGAGCCCCAAAACGGUCAACAACACUUGCAGAGAGACCAGCAAGACUACAGAGAAAGAUGAUGCUGACGUGAAGGACUGGAUCUUAAGGUAUGCAGAGCAAAGCAGUGAUGAUGAUGAUGAUGAGGAGGAGAAAGAAGAACAGGGGAAGAAAACACACAACCCAGAAAUGGAGGAAAAGUUCGAUCCAAAUGACAGGUAUUUGGUCCUUACUGCUCAGCUGUAUGACACUAAAGAAAUGGCAGCCACUGCGAAGGCCAAAGGAGACAAGGCGGGUCAGAGGAUGGUGCAGGACAGAAUACGGGUCAUACAGCAAGAAAUGAAACACCUGGAGUCCCACCCUGUGUUCAAUCCAGCUAUAAAAGUGGUGGAUGCACCCCGAAAAGAGAAAAAGAUACUUCCUGUCGGCGACGACAAAGAGGACCUCAGCUUCAAUUUGUUUGAACGAGCGGAGAAAGAACCUCCUGCAGAGAAAGUCGUGAAAAAGAAUGAACCAAAAGACAUCCGCAACUUUGAUUACACGGCACGCAGCUGGACGGGAAAGUCCCCCAAACAGUUCCUCAUCGACUGGGUCCGGAAGAAUCUGCCCAAAAGUCCAGCGCCAACUUUUCACAAGGUUGCCGCUGGGAAAUACUGGCGAUGCAAGGCCCGUGUUCAGAGAGUAGAUGAUUUUUUGGAGGUUUGUCCAACCAUCGUGACUGAAGACAGCAUGCAGGCUCAACAUCUGGCUGCCACACUGGCCCUCUACAACCUGGUGAAAGGACAAUCGGUGCACCAGCUCCUACCUCCCACCUACAGAGACGUCUGGCUGGAGUGGAGAGACGGCGAGCAGCAGCGACGGGACGAGAGCCGGACGGCUGCCAACAAACCCCGGGACCAGUUCAUCUCCCGGCUCUUAACCAGGCUGAAACAGCAGCAGGAGGUUCAGGGUCUAGGGGAGCAGUCCGGGUCGGAAAGGCAGGAGACGUUUGGGACGGACGGGGGAAGGGAAGAGGAGCCUGAGGAAUCCUGGGAAAAUCUGGCUGGUCUUGAUAUUGGGGAGAGAGGAGCAGAAAAGGAGGACAGGUGUGAGAAGCGUGGAGGGAAAAGGGAAAGCGCUGCGGGGCUUGAAGCUGCCAGGGAGCUCUUUCUGAAGCUGAGGAAGUCUCCACUUGCUCACAAACUGCAGGCGGAGCGAGAGCAGCUUCCAGUCUUUCAACACCGAGGUCGUGUCAUGGAGGCUUUGCAGCGCCACCCUGUGGUCGUGGUGGCCGGUGAGACGGGCAGCGGCAAAAGCACUCAGAUCCCUCAGUUCCUCCUGGAGGAGAUGCUGACUGGAGGGAAAGCUGCUGAGCCCUGCAACAUCGUGGUGACCCAGCCACGCAGGAUAUCGGCCAUGAGCUUGGCCAGCAGAGUCAGCCAGGAGCUGGGCUGCGAGAGCGGACCAGGAACCAAGUCUUCGCUGUGUGGAUACCAAAUCCGGAUGGAGAAUCAGUCUGGCGAAUGGACCCGCCUGCUGUAUUGCACGACUGGAGUCCUGCUCAGGAAGCUCCAGAAUGACAGACACCUAAGCUCCCUGACGCAUAUCAUUGUGGACGAGGUCCACGAGCGGAGCGUCCAGUCAGACUUCCUGCUAACCGUCCUCAAAGACGUCGUAAUGAAGAGGUCCGACCUGAAGCUGAUCCUCAUGAGUGCCACAGUGGACUGCAACAAGUUCUCCAACUACUUCAACCGCUGCCCGGUGAUCAACAUACCAGGCCGAACGUUCCCAGUGGAGGUGUAUCAUUUAGAGGACAUCGUGGAGCAGACGGGAUACGUUCUGGAAAAGGACUCGGAGUACUGCCAGAAAAUCCUGGAAGAUGAAGAAGAGGUCUCCAUCUCUGUCUCGCAAAAAGGCGGCAAAACCUCGCAGCACCAGGAGGUGAUCGUGAGGGACUCUUGCUCUGGCUGGGACCUGGGUCCCGACCUCGACCACUUCAGUAGCAGGACUCGUCAGGUGCUGCAGUAUAUGAACCCUAAUAAGAUCAACAUGGACUUACUCGUUGACCUCGUCGACUACUUAGACAAAUCUCCACAGUUUGCAAGUUUGGACGGAGCCAUCCUCGUGUUCCUCCCCGGUCUGGCUCACAUCCAGCAGCUGUACGACCUGGUCACCUCAGAUAAGAGGUUCCGGGACAAGAACAGGUACAGAGUUGUUGCUCUUCACUCCACUCUUUCGUCCAAGGACCAGGCCUCUGCGUUCACAGUGCUCCCUGCUGGAGUUAGAAAGAUUGUCUUGUCAACCAACAUUGCUGAGACAGGUGUGACCAUACCUGAUGUUGUGUUCGUCAUUGACACUGGGAAGACCAAAGAAAAUAAGUACCACGAGAGCAGCCAGAUGAGUUCUCUGGUGGAAACGUUCGUCUCUAAAGCCAGCGCCUUCCAGAGACAAGGGAGAGCCGGACGCGUCCGAAACGGCUUCUGCUUCAGACUUUAUCCUAAGUUCAGGUUCGAUAGCUUCAUGGACUUCUCUGUCCCAGAGAUACUGCGGGUCCCACUGGAGGAACUCUGUCUUCACAUCAUGAAAUGUCAGUACGGCUCCCCGGAGGACUUUCUGAGCCGGGCGCUGGAUGCUCCCCAGCCCCAGUCGGUCAGUAACGCCGUCAACCUGCUCAGGAAGAUCGGCGCGUGCCAUCCCACCAGUCACGCUCUCACCCCUCUGGGACACCACCUGGCGAGUCUUCCGGUCAAUGUGAAAAUCGGCAAGAUGCUCGUCUACGGAGCCAUCCUCGGCUGCCUGGAGCCCAUCGCAACCAUUGCAGCAGCCAUCACAGAGAAGUCGCCUUUCUCCACACCAAUGAACAGAAAGGAUGAAGCUAACCUGGCCAAAGCUGCGCUAGCGACAGCCAACUCUGAUCACCUGACCAUUUACACUGCAUAUCUGGGGUGGAAAAACUCCCAGCAAGAUGGGCAGAGAGCUGAGGUGUCGUACUGCAGGAAGUACUUCCUAAAUCGAACUGCUCUCAUCACAAUAGAGGAUGUGAAGCACGGACUGAUGAGGAUGAUGGAGCAGGCAGGCUUCUGGUCCUCCUCUUCCUCGUCUCACUCGAAGCAGCAGGCGACUUCGCUGUCCAAGCAGCAGGUCACGGUGCUGAACGCGGCUCUGACGGCAGGCCUCUACGACAGCGUGGCCCGCGUCCUGUUCACACAGUCCGUGGACGUGCUGGAGCGAAUCGCCUGCACGGUAGAGACGCCUCAAGGAAAAGCUCAAGUUCACCCUUCAUCUGUGAACCGCAACCUGCAGACGCACGGCUGGCUUUUAUAUCAGGAGAAGGUGAAAUACACCAAGAUCUACCUGCGAGACACAACUCUGGUAUCUCCUUUCCCCAUGCUGCUGUUUGGAGGCGACAUUGAUAUUCAGCACAGAGAGAAACUCAUCACCUUAGAUGGAUGGAUCAGCUUCCAGGCGCCGGUACGGAUCGGUGUGAUCUUCAAACAUUUGAGGAAACUGAUGGACUCUUUGCUGGAAAAGAAGUUGGAAAACCCCAGAACCAAACUUGAAGGUGAAACAACCAUCCAGAUGAUUCUGGAUCUGAUCAAAUCGGAGCAUGCUGUCUAACCAUCAUGGAAGCCGCCGCCAGAGAAGCUGCACAUUUCAGAUGUUCCCAGGCCUUUGCUUCUCCAGUCUUUGUCAGAGUUCAGGAUGAACCUUGCAGACACACACUUCCCCAUGAUCAGAUGUGUGUGUGUGUUCACAUUAAAAUGAUGGGAACCUGGAACUCUUGACUCACAUUGACUACGUUUACAUGCAGUCAAAAUGCGGUGCUUGAUCUGGUCUGGCGUUCGUACAAAUGCUGCUUCGCACAACUUUUCGCUCACCUUUUUGUAAAUCUCGCUAUCCCGGUACUUUCUACCGUCUACAAAUGUCAAAAUGUUCAUACCUUUCAUUACAUUUAUGAAGGCAAGGCACAUUUAUUUAUAAAGCACAUUUCACAUGAUGAGCAUGGACUCGAUGUGCUCAAAUACAUAAAUAAACAAAAUUACAGGUUUACAAUAACAGAAACAGACAAAGGUAUGUCAAGAGAAAAACAACAAUAAUUCAAUUUUAACAAAAGUGCGAUCACUCAGCCAACCAUGUACUUUAUUCAAACGCCUGUGCAAAAAGG